CUGCUCCCGGGCAGUGGGCUCAGAUAAACGUGGUGCUGGUGCAUGGCACUCGGCGAGAUCCUGAAGCACUUGAAGCCGCAGCAGUGCCAGGGGCACUGGUACCCUGCGGCGCGAUAGGCGAGAGGAUCCUGGGCUACGCGGAGGAGCCCUGCUACCUGUGGUUUGUCAUGGAGUUCUGCGAAGGGGGAGACCUCAACCAGUACGUGCUCUCGCGAAGACCCGACCCCGCGACAAACAAGAGCUUCAUGCUGCAGCUGACCAGCGCCAUUGCCUUCCUGCACAAGAACCACAUUGUCCACCGGGACCUGAAACCAGACAAUAUCCUGAUAACAGAGAAGUCCGGCACCCCGGUUCUCAAGGUGGCCGACUUCGGGCUGAGUAAGGUCUGCGCUGGCCUGACUGCUCGGGGCAAGGAGGGUGGGCAUGAGAACAAAAAUGUGAAUGUGAACAAGUACUGGCUGUCUUCGGCUUGUGGCUCUGAUUUCUACAUGGCACCCGAGGUCUGGGAGGGACACUACACUGCCAAGGCUGACAUCUUUGCCCUCGGCAUCAUCAUCUGGGCCAUGAUCGAGAGGAUAACUUUCAUCGACGCAGAGACCAAGAAGGAGCUGCUGGGGACCUACAUCAAGCAAGGGACUGAGAUUGUGCCUGUUGGGGAAGCGCUGCUAGAAAACCCAAAGAUGGAGCUGCACAUCCCUCAGAAACGCAGGACUUCCAUGUCUGAAGGGAUCAAGCAGCUCUUGAAAGACAUGUUGUCUGCUAACCCGCAGGAUCGACCUGAUGCCUUUGAGCUUGAAACCAGAAUGGACCAGGUUACAUGUGCUGCUUAAAUUCAGGGCAGGGCACCGCUGUGCUUUGCAGCUGGGUUUAUUUACCAGGGACCCAUAAUCUCCAUUAUUUACGUGCAACGAGGGAAGUCAAAGAUAAGGGAAGAUGAUGAUACAGAAGAUCCCUGGUCUGCAGGAUCUCUGGCAAUGUGAAAUCUUUGGGUGUUACUUUUUUGUUGGGAAGGGGCGUUCUGGGGGUGCGGGAGGGGGCUGUAGGGGCCUGUGGAAGAGCACAAGCUGGCAGCUAUUGUGCUCACAAGAGUGUUAAACUAGAUCCGGAGAGCAGAGCUGCCCCUGCCCGGCCCUCCCCGUGUCUCCUGUGCUGCCACUGGCUCAGGAGCUGUUUCUGGAGAAGAUCUGGUUCCGUAAGGAGGUGGAGUUGGCAGCGGGGUGUGCUGCCAGGCUCCAGCUCUGAGUCCAGCUGGGCACAAUUGGGGUUUAAAGCUAUUGUUUUUGUCUAGGGGAAAUGGGAGCAAAGUGAUUUCUAGGUUUGCACCGGGAGUGCAGUGCUUUAGAAAAAGUGAGUCUCUCGGACCACGCUUUGCAAGCAGCUAAAUAAUUUCAUAGCCGGGCAGCUUCUGAGUCGGUGGAUGCUGCCCAGGCUGUGAGCUGUUGACGUUAGGGUAGAGUAGCAUGAACAAGCUGGAAAGCAUUCCACGAGGCAGGGCUGCUAGGACGGGCAGACCUUCCCUCUCCCCGAGCUGGAUUUCACUAGUGACAUUUGUUAGAGGGCAGUGGGGAGCCUGGAGUCACGUCUUCAGGUGGGCAUCGUCUGUGUACAAAAGAAACGGAAAGCAGUCUGCUGCCCUGAUCCAUUUAAUGCCAAACUUGAGUUGUGAGGAACAGUACUUGGGAGAGGAGGUUUGGCCUAAAUGGCUCAUGGGCUGGAUUCUGGCUUCCCUCAAAACACUUUUCCCUGUUAAAUAACUAUUUCCAGGAAGCAAAACGCAAUGCUGCUGUUUAGGUUUGGUUACAGCUCAGGUAGGGAGAUUUGGAACCUCAGGCUGAGCAGUUAAUAUUCGAUUUUCCUUGCCUGUAUUCAGAGCAACACUAAUAUUGUGGGAUGGUCUUUAGACUUUGCUCACUGUAAAUGCAAUGUGAAGCACCACCUCGUCCCCACCCUGCAGGUUCUGAACCAACUAAACCACUUCUCACCCCGUUGAAUCCCCCGGCCGCGGGUUGGGGAGCGUCGCCCCGACACUCAGCCCUUGCUGGGGCAGCAGAGGGUCCUGCCGACCCCUCGUCCCUGGCUGCAGGAGCUGCUCCUCGCCUACGUGCGGGCUGCAGCUUUUCUGGAAGGUUCCUGAACUGGCAGCACCUCCUUGUUAUCUACUCAGUGUACUUUGACCUCACGGGAAUGAAUGGAAACGCGGGAAAUUCAGGUGAGCUGAGGCAGAGCUAAAGCAGGGAAAGGAGAGGUGGGUUUUUUUUGGUUUUUUUUUUUUUUUUCUUUUCCAUCUAUUCCAGGGACACAAAGCUGAGGCUUGGCUGCAGGAAGGCCAAGGUCCCUCUUAGGAGAAGGGUGCCAGGAGGCUCCAGACCAUCUGUGUGACUUGCAGGAGGGCUGUGCUGGGACCAGAGCUGAGCCCUGUAGUUCACAAACCCAGCGUUAGCGCCCUGAUCGCUGGAUCGUGCUUCCACCUGACACAGCCUUUGCUGUUACAACUGUUAUAACCUAACCCUGGCCUGAAGGGGUGCAGUCAGAGAGCUUUACCCUCCCAGCCCUGCUCACGGGGCUUUCCCUGCUGGAAGAGCCCCUCACCAGGCCUUUCAUCCCAGUUAAAACUUCCUGGCAGGAGGUUUCCGUGUGGAAACCCAGCCUGAAACCCAGGCCGUGGGGGUGGGAGGUGGUGAGGGGGUUGCUGACCUGGGAGGCAGCGUCCAGGCAAGCCCUGGGAGGAUCAACCCUCUUGGUCCACCACUGCUUCAGGCCAUCUUCAAACCACACGUCUCCACCUCAGCUUUUUGCAUCGCAGAUGUGUUUUUACAGCAGCUUGAUGUUAGUGAGCUAGACCGUAGUGCCUUACGUAGGAUUUAGCAAACACUUCCAAGGACGAGUCCUCGGGCUGCUAGCCUUCAGCCAAUGUGGAUGUUUCCCUGAUUAGUUUGUCCUUUUAAGAGCAUUUCUCCCUGUUUUUGCUGCUCUUUGUGCUCGACUCCCCAGACUGUACAGGAACCUGCCUCGUGUUUACAGCCCCCAGCACCUCUCCUCCCACUUAACUUUGGCCCAGACCAGCACUCCCUCUAGAACAAGGUGGGACUGGGGA
This is a messenger RNA of Athene cunicularia (burrowing owl), 3094 nucleotides long. Its product is annotated as serine/threonine-protein kinase 35-like. Gene Ontology annotation, biological process: protein autophosphorylation; autophagosome organization; positive regulation of autophagy. Lineage: Eukaryota; Metazoa; Chordata; Aves; Strigiformes; Strigidae. Gene Ontology annotation, cellular component: autophagosome; cytoplasm. Gene Ontology annotation, molecular function: protein serine/threonine kinase activity; ATP binding. The annotation marks the transcript as partial. The transcript has 3 exons. The record is from RefSeq and is a predicted model, not a curated record.